GGUGUCAUCUCUUAAGUGAUGGAGGAGAAAAUGAUAAUGGAAGAAACAGCAUUCCCUAUUUCUUCUCUGUCAAACAAAAUUAUCACAUGAAAACAAAGUCAGAAACUAGAAAAGUGGAAAACAAAGAAAAAAAACAGAAUAUCUCAUUCUCAAAAAAAGAAAAAAGAAUCUCUCGAUUCGUCACAAUUACUGCGACAGCACCACUGUUUACCGCUAAUUUACCAGCAAAUUUGUGGAUGUUGAUGCUAGUUUUCUUCGCCAAACUCGAAAUCUAUUCACACUAAGCAACGUUACAAAACUGCGUGAAUUUCACACGAAGCUCGUUAGCUCUCUCUCUCUCUCUCUAAUAAAAUGGAUUCUGGAAGCUUCGCGGUUGAUCUCUUCUUCGCCUUAUUCUCGCUCAUCUGCGCGGCGGGGGCGGCGCAAGGCGACGGAGGGGCGGCGAGGGAGCUGUGGUGCGUGGCGAAGAACAAUGCCGAGGACGCCGCCCUGCAGUCGGCGCUGGAUUGGACGUGCGGGCCGGGCGGCGCCGAUUGCGGGCCCAUCCAGAACGGCGGGCCCUGCUACGACGCCUCCGACCUCCAGAAAACGGCGUCGUUCGCCUUCAACGAUUACUUCCUCAAGCACGGCCCCUCUGAGCAAACCUGCGAUUUCGCCAAUACUGCCGCUCUCACCUAUUUGAACCCUAGCCACAAUAAUUGCAAAUUUCCAUCGAGCUUAAAUGCAGGCAACAGUAACUUUAGUGGGGCGUCGACUGCAGAUUCAGGUGGCGCGUAUCUAAGUAGCGGUGGUGCCAUCGUUCACCAUAGUGUUGGGGGAUUACUCCCAAAUUGUCUGUUGUUUGCAAUUCCAUUAGUAUUAUGAUGGAGGCAAGCUCACAUUUUUGGAUGCAAAGGCAAAAGCAAAAUGUUUUUGUUGAGAAAAGAUGUAAUGGAGAAAGCAACUGAUGAUUUCUGGUUUGAUCAGUUGAAAUGUCAUCUAUAUGAGCACAGAGCUUAGCUUUGGUAAAUGCUAAGCUCAUUUUUUAUUA
This is a messenger RNA of Salvia miltiorrhiza (redroot sage), 1030 nucleotides long. RefSeq names its product PLASMODESMATA CALLOSE-BINDING PROTEIN 5-like. Bases 352 to 864 code for a protein of 170 amino acids. The transcript has 3 exons. The record is from RefSeq and is a predicted model, not a curated record. NCBI's taxonomy places the organism in Eukaryota, Viridiplantae, Streptophyta, Magnoliopsida, Lamiales, Lamiaceae.